AUGAGAGCCUCGACUCUCACCGUCAGCCUUGCAUCGGUAGUCGUGCUGCUGUCGUCCGUCCAGAUUAUCGCGGCCGGUGCCGAUGCCGACAAACCAGGACAGCGCACCAAGGUCCAGCGGUCUCCUGCUUCUCUAAGCUUCAAACACAACGUUAGGAGCCCCCAGGAUCCCGAUGUAUUCGUAAGCUACGACUAUGGAUACCCGUAUCCUCCGUCUCCGCCGACCACGUACGCUGAGCAGCUGUCGUCGACCGUGACUUCUCUUGCCUCCGGCAGCGAAGUAGCGUCUUACACCAAGAAUAGUUCGGUUGCUAGCAUCACCGGUACUCCGGGCGUCUCUGGUUCCGCCACGACCGGCUUUACCGACUCUUCUGGAGCUACCGUCACUGUCUCUGAUACUGUCGUUAUCUACCCCCCUAACUCGACCAAUGGAGGGCUUUCCAUCUCGAGCGUCUACGACUACCACUGUAAACUCCUCCGGCAUCGAUACUGUUUCGACAGCGUCCGUUGUAUCCACUGGGUCGAGCCAGACGAUGCCCGUUUCGCAAAGCACGUGGGCAUCAGUCUCCUCAACUCGGUUACCACCUUUGAUCUCAAAUUCAUCGGCGCAAACAUUGUCGGGCACUGGAUCUACCACCGCAUCUUCCUCUGA
Colletotrichum higginsianum IMI 349063 is the source of this 651-nucleotide messenger RNA. RefSeq lists its product as uncharacterized. The transcript is spliced from 3 exons. NCBI's taxonomy places the organism in Eukaryota, Fungi, Ascomycota, Sordariomycetes, Glomerellales, Glomerellaceae. The record is from RefSeq and is a predicted model, not a curated record. Bases 1 to 651 code for a protein of 216 amino acids.